GUGUGUGUGUGACUGUGUGUGUGUGACUGUGUGUGUGUGUAAGGGAGGGUGGAGAAUCCAGAUCAAUUCUGUGCGUUUGAUGUCACUGUUUCUGACUCGGUGACGUUGCCUCCUGCUGGGAAAGGGUCCGUUCUGCUUCAUUUCUGAGGCUGCUGCUGUUUUGCCUGAUUUUCCUUGACUUUCCUCCAUUUUUCAUCCUUCGCACCUGCAAGUGAUUCUGUAUCGCAGGGAGGGGACCCUGGAUCUUUCAUUGGAUUGCUCUCCUGUUGUCUGCAGGCUCUUACACUGGAUCCAAAAUGCUGCCCGACCUGGUUUUAUGCUGAUGAGUUAUUUGGGGUAUGGAUAAAUGCCCCCCUUAUUUCUGCCCCAAUAAAGGCACCGAGGAACGUUUCCCAAAUCUUCCAGCUGUUGUUGUGUUUUCAUCUUCCCAUCCCAGGAGCCGGAGAUCCUGCUGCUGCCACAAUGCUUCCCAUGAAGUGACCGCCAGAACGUUAGAACCAUGUCUAACACAAGCAACGGAGACACCAAAACCCAAUGUCUACCAUGUAAUGGGCUGGUGAAGAUUCCUGCUCCCACCAAUGGCCUGGGCUCUGCCAGUAUUACCAAAGGGACUCCAGCAGUGAAGAAGCGCCUGUACCAGCCCCCUACUGUACCCACCAUCCUCAGCCAAGCCUUCCCCAAGCAUGCCGAGCAUAUCAGUCCUCCCACCCUGCCCAUCUUGCCUCCCACACACACUAUCCCUCUGGGUCUGAGUCCUGGAGAGGAGAACGUUCCCCUGCCAUGUGGCCCCCCAGCAGACAGAGGGCCAAGUCCUGACAUGAACUGGCACCUUGCCCUGGAUGAGAAGAUUCUGACCCGUCUUUUCUGUUACUUUUCUGCCUGUGAGAAGUGCGUUUUGGCUCAGGUGUGCAAGACAUGGAGGCGAGUUCUGUACCAGCCCAGGUUCUGGCUAAACCUGACCCCAGUGUUGCAUGCCAAGGAACUAUACAAUGUGUCGGCCUCAGGCGACAAGGUUUUUACUAACCUGCAGGGCUUUGCGGUGCGUGGAUUUGAGUCUUUCUGUCUGGUUGGGGUGUCGGAUCUGGAUAUCUGUGAGUUUAUUGAUAACUACCCGCUUUCCAAAAAGGGAGUCAAAUAUGUGAGCCUGAAGAGGUCGACAAUCACUGAUGCUGGACUGGAGGUGAUGCUGGAGCAGAUGCAGGGAGUAGUACGUCUGGAGCUGUCGGGCUGCAAUGACUUCACUGAGGCUGGCUUAUGGUCAAGCUUACACGGACGCAUUACGUCUCUAAGUGUCAGCGACUGUAUCAAUGUGGCUGAUGAUGCGGUGGCAGCCAUCUCCCAACUCCUGCCCAAUUUGGGUGAGCUGAAUCUCCAAGCCUAUCAUGUAACGGACACGGCUCUGGCAUAUUUUACUGGCAAGCAAGGCCGAGCCACACACACACUGCGCCUGCACUCCUGCUGGGAGAUCACCAACCAUGGGGUGGUCAAUGUGGUCCACAGUCUACCUAACCUGACCGUGCUCAGCCUCUCUGGCUGCUCCAAGGUGACAGACGAUGGGGUGGAGUUAGUAGCGGAGAACCUGAGAAGGCUUCGGGGCUUGGACCUGUCAUGGUGCCCACGACUAACAGACACGGCCUUGGAGUAUAUCGCUUGUGACCUGCACAAGCUGGAGGAGCUGGUUUUGGACAGGUGUGUGCGCAUCACAGACACUGGGCUCAGUUACCUGUCCACAAUGCCAUGUCUCCGCAGCCUUUACCUGCGCUGGUGCUGCCAGGUGCAAGAUUUCGGCUUAAAGCAUUUGUUGGCGAUGAAAAGUUUACGACUCUUAUCUCUGGCCGGUUGUCCCUUGCUCACUACUACAGGUCUCUCUGGCCUGGUCCAACUGCAAGACUUGGAAGAAUUGGAGCUAACCAACUGCCCUGGGGCAACUCCAGAGCUCUUCAAGUAUUUCUCCCAGCACCUGCCUCGUUGUGUGGUGAUAGAGUAAGAUACCAGCUCCACUCUUAGAGUCGUCUUUUCCAAAUCAUUGACAACACUGACCAUCAGAUCGGAGACUUUGGCUUUGACAUCAAGAUCAGCCAUUGAUUAUUAACAUGCAAAGAGAACAAGAUCAUGGAAGAUAUUUCACACUCUGGUUUGUGAAGGCUUCAUUCCAUGUCCUAAAGGAAGGGUUGUAUAUUUCCCACGUCUCAUUUCUUGUCUUCUCUGUCGUGGACUGUUUUGCAACUCAAAAGUAGAGCUGGUUCCCAUUCAAACCCCCAGCAGUGUCCUCUAUAAGGUUAACAUGGCAUGAGGUUAAGUGCAGUUGAGUCUUAUCUGCUGUUAUCCAAAUGGUGGUUGUCCAAUUAUUUGAGUUUGGUGCUUUGGAAGGUGAGUACAGAAGAUCUACUGGGCCCGGCAUAUAAUAAUUCCUGGAUAAUUAAGUGCAAGCGACACUGUAAAGGCAAUACUGAGGUAGAAUAUUCUGGAUCCACCAGCAAUCUGAAGAAGCUUCAGUACAACUUGAUGUUGGUAUUACUCUAGGAUUAUCUUCAUGAGAUGCAUGGGCUUACCAUGAGAAGAGCCAAUGUUGUGUUUACCUACUGAUAUUAUUAUGGGAUCAUCAUCUACUAUAAACCUGACAUCCAGUCCUUGUCAGCCUUCUUUCUACUUGGCUUGGACCCUUGUGCAGAUGCAGUGGCUUCUACAAUAACAAAACUCUUCUGGUCCAGGUUUAGCCAUGAGUUGUUGCACACAGAGCUUUGCAGCUGGAAUCAAAUGGAAUAUAGUGUGGCUUUUGCAAUAGAUUAAGGUAAGGGGGGUCACAGGCUUAGGGUUAUUCUAGAUCUUCUAUGUGGAGGAACCAGCGGCAGUUCUUUUCUUAGUUCUGCUCAGUGAUCUUCCAUUUGUCAGUGGAUCAAGUCUGGAGCCAUUAAUUCUAUAAAAAGGACAGUACAGGGAAUUGUGGGCAUGGAGCAAACAUUGAGCAGAGGAUAUGCCUUUGUAUAUAUAUAUAUAUAUAUAUAUUUAUGUGUUGGACUGGGGGUCUCCCUCACAUUGCUUCAUAACUUGCCCUAGUGCCUGUACAUUUCUCUCCCUGCUUGUCUAAAAUUGAGAACAGAAGUUGGAGGACAGUAUCACCCUCACCUUCCUCAUCCUGGAAGGAAUAUUUCUUCUUGAGCUGAACCUUCUCUCUAAGAAGUUUGCCUGAGGUGCACAAAUAGUGAUAACAUGAAUCUUCUGCCCCCCCAGACAUAAUCCAUUAGCCCACCCUGAUGACUUCACUUGUCUGCUAAUCUUCCUGAGAUCCUUUCCACCAAUUCCCUCAUUCCAAUCACCUUUCAUACUUGAUACAAGUUCUGUUUUCCUUUCCUCUAUUUGCCUUAUUCUUGCACAUUUCUACUAGAAUCCUCCAUGUCACCGGCUGGCCCAGUCUCUAUUUGCCCCAUGUUCACGUCCUGCUUUGGAGAGCACUGUUUACAAAACAAUCUUGUGCUGUUUCUCACAAUGCUUUAAAUCUAUUAAAAUAUAUCAUUUUUUCCUCCAGA
This is a messenger RNA of Xenopus laevis (African clawed frog), 3527 nucleotides long. RefSeq names its product F-box and leucine-rich repeat protein 16 S homeolog (gene fbxl16.S). The coding region runs from base 500 to 1987 and encodes 495 amino acids. The record is from RefSeq and is a predicted model, not a curated record. The transcript has 6 exons. Gene Ontology annotation, cellular component: cytoplasm. Lineage: Eukaryota; Metazoa; Chordata; Amphibia; Anura; Pipidae.